Messenger RNA from Biomphalaria glabrata, 2511 nucleotides. RefSeq lists its product as uncharacterized. Gene Ontology annotation, molecular function: protein binding. The coding region runs from base 76 to 1509 and encodes 477 amino acids. The record is from RefSeq and is a predicted model, not a curated record. The transcript has 7 exons. Lineage: Eukaryota; Metazoa; Mollusca; Gastropoda; Planorbidae.
AAAAAGUACUACAAUUGUUUAAAUUAUAACAUAUAUAAAUUUAAUGUGCAUUUUUUCUUCAGCUUUACAAUCUCUAUGGAUUUAACAGUACUUAACGACUAUGUGCCUUUUCUUGAACACCUUCUUUGUGACAAAGACAAUGUAGCACUUACUUUCAUUUAUCAUGAAACGAAAUACUACAAACUUUUAAAAGAUGAUGCUUUCACAAGUGUAUCUCCUUGCUACUCUAUUCCUAAUUCGAGUAUCUUCAAAUUUAGAGGCUGUAUCGAAAAACAAAAUAAAGAUUAUAUAAGAAUAGGAUUAGAUACCAGCUGCCUCGAAGAAAGAAAUCCUGAUUUUAAAGGUUUCUUUUCCAUUUCAUUAUACAACACAAAGAACAAUGACUAUUUACUAAUUGGGAGUUCAGAGAUAACGUCUAACAAGGAAAAGAUGAACAGAGAUUAUAUAACAGUACAAAUCAGUUUUCUAGAGGAACUCAUUGGAAGUGAUGAAUUUCUAGUUCAAUGGAAGAUAUAUACAUUAUCACAGCCUAGUAACAAUAAACAUUCUAUUGAGAAAGGUUCAAUAAAUUCUAUUAAAGAUCUAGUUUCUCAAUUAUCAAAGUAUUUUAAUGAUGCCCAACAAACAGAGAGCCAUUUGGAGUUCAUAAACAAUGAAAUGCUUUUGUGUCAAGAACAUCAGUAUGAUAACAGGGAAAGAUUAGAGGCCAUAGAAAAACAGUGCCUUAAUUUAAACCAAACAAUAUUUGAAAUUUUACAGAAAGUAAAUUGUACAGCAGAGAAACUAUUUAAAAGGGAUUUAAGUCAUAGUAACACUUCCACAAAAACGAAAAUUUGUUAUUCCUCUAAUUCUGAAGAAAGCAUAAAUGAAUCACUUUUUACAUUUGAUUCGCAACAUAUCGGGGAAGCCGGAUGUGAGUCACUCAGCUCUGAAUGCGAUUCUACGAUUAGCAGAAGUGAAAUAUGCGAUAUUCCAAUUAGGAAAGGUAGAUCUAGACCUCAUGUCCAAGAGCGGAAAGAUGCCGAAACUCAAACACAUUUACUAAAUAGUUAUGAAAAAGAGCUUUACGAGGAAAACCAGAUUCUUAAGAACAAAUUGGAUGAGAUUGGUCGUGUUUGUCAAUAUGAUGCAGUACAGAAAAUAGCUCCUGAAGUUAUAUCAAAAUUGGAACCAUCUAAUUUGAGACCAUUAAAAUGGGACAAAGAAGCAAUUCAACAUUCCUCCAGUUCUUUUGAGGUCACCAUAUUGAAUAAUGACGACCAAAAAUCUUAUUCAUUUUAUGUGACUGAAAAUUUCUUGGUUGACAGUUUGAUAAGAAUGAUAGAAGGCAAACUGCGCAUCCCUCAAGAGUGUCAAUCCCUAAUGUAUAGUGGUAAUAUCUUACAAAGAGGUACAAAAAUAUCUGAAUAUAAUAUUACAGAUAAGUCCACAUUAUUAUUGCUCUCAAGAUUAGGAGGAUCCAACUCAAAGUCAAACUUUUGUCGGAAAAUACUAAUACUCCAAAAGUGAAGUCGAUAUUAUUUUUUAAAAUAUUUAAUAUAUAUUGUAUUUGCUUUAUUGUUGUUAUUAGCUGUCAAUAUUGUUGUAUCCCUGCCUUACACCAGUGCUUGUGUUGUGUACAAACGAAAUAUUGGACAAUGACGUUAAAACGCUAGGAAAGAACAGAAAAAAAACAUUGUUUACGACUGUGUCAAGAAAUUAGGAGUCGGAACUGUUCUGAACCAAGGAGCAGUCGUUCUUCCUCACUGAAGACUGUAAAAGGGUCAUGGAGCAAAGCGAUGAAGGCUGUCGUUGGUCUGCAUUCAGGUUUGCUGGGGAAUAAAAUAAUGGAAUUAGGAACAAAUCUCUUGGAAUGUAGAAGCCUGUUAUAUGCCUGUCCUGAUGAAUAAACACACUUUUAACACACUUAACUAUUUACUUUAGAACUUUGGUGAGUUGCCUGCCAAAGAUUUACUACAAUAUUCUUCUGUGCAUAUUGUGGUGGAAGUUGUGAAAAUCUUUUGAGAUGAUGAAAACGAUUAGAAUACUUAUAAUCAGGCUACUGAUUAUCUAUCUCCUGACAGCACUUUUCAGCACUUUAUCUUUAUUUGUUAACCAUUAUUUAUUAAAUAUGGGAGCUCCAUUUUUAACCUUAAGAUAGCUUUUUAUAUUCUAAGAAACAUUGACUUUAACCCUUUUUUGACGCCGAUUUGUAUCAUCUAUUCAUUUGGCCAAGUAUUCGCUUUGGUUUAAUUCCCAUUAAAACAUUAAAGUUAUAAAUUGUAACACUGAAAAACAAGAAAAAAUAUGCAACACUGGCCAAGAGAGUUUCAAACAUAGUACAACUACACGAAUCAAUGAAUUGUUUUGUCUUUUGUACCUACUAUCCAAUAGUCUGUCUAUCGUAUUGAUUUUGAUUAACAAGUAUAUAUAUACAUAUAUAUAUGAAAUGAAAAGAAAAACAAAAAUAAUGUCUGGUGUAUCCAAUGUAAGUAUUAUGUUAAUAAAAUAUGCCAUCAUUUAAAGUUCUGU